AUGUCUCAAGAAGGAUUUAAAGGAUUUGAGGCUGACCCUAACAUCUCUAUGCCUGUUGUGGAAUCUAUAGUAUCUCUGGUGAAGUCCUUGGGCUUGGAUGUGAGUGGCGAUGAUGUAGAAGAAGCAAAUUUUAAAGAGAGACCAGCAACAGAUGUCUCUGGACACAUUGGUCCAGUGACUCAAGCUGGUCCUAGUGCCAGUAAAAAGCAAAAAGGGGAAGUAACCUCAGAUAACGCUGAGAGGGAGAGUGACAAAAGCCAUCUCUUCAACUUUGAAGGGCUUCGUAAGAAAAGAUACUGGUUGAAGGAAGUGCUCGUUGAUUCAGACAGUGAUGAUGACGAUGAUGAUUCAGAAUUCACCCAGGAAUACCUUGAAAACAUGUUGAGGGAGCACAGACUACGGAAGCAUGACCAGUCACACUUCUAUCAGAAUGAGGAUAACCGAGGGUACCUGUAUUAUAGUUCUGGUCUCUUAUCUCGUGUGGAUAAGUUUCCUGAACAUCAGCGCUUUAUGGCUGGAUCAAGACGCAAGAAAAAUAAGGAAAAAAGAGAAAAAGAGAAGCUGAAAAAAAUUAAGAAAGAAGAAGAGGAGGAUGAAUUUGAUGUAGACAGUCCUUUGGCACAGAAUGAGGACAGUUUACAUAGUUUCCCUGAUGAUGCCUCUGAUGAUCUGACCAUUCCACUGAAGGGACGAAGUCGUGGUAGUAAAAAGGAUAAAAAACCCAAGAAAUUAGAUGCUCAGGCACUUGCUAUGCGACGACAUAAGCUUUGGGUUUUAAUGGCUAAAAAGGAAGUGGGUAGGUGCCAGAAAUCAAAAGCUUCAUUAAGGAAGGAAGUUCUCCAAAACUGUAAAAGAAUAGCAACUGGAUGUAUGCGUGUUUGUCGACAAAAAGCCUUACAGAGUCAGAAAAGUGUCAAGGAUAAAGUGUGGAUGCUGAAACGUCUUACACGAACAAUGCAGGCAGAAUGGAAAAAGUUUGACAGAAUUCUGAAGGAGCAGAAUCGAAGAGCAGAAAGGGAAGCUGAAGAACAGAGGAAAAUGGAUAAGGAAAUUUUGGAGGUGAAGAGACAGCAACGUAAAGUGAAUUUCUUGAUAACCUUACCUGAGCUCUAUGCACAUUUUAUGAAGAACAAAAUGGGAUCUUCCUCACUAGAUGAUGAGGAUACAAAUAAUAUUCUGAAGCAGUUAGAAGAUGAUGGUCCUAUGCCUUCUUCCUCGGCUGAUGAUUAUGAUUGUGAGGCUAUGAAAGCCCAGGCUUUGAAGACAGCUCAAGAAGCAUAUUCCAAUCAGCAGGCAAGGUUAAACCAAUUUUCAGGUGACCAGAAUGAAGGUAUAUGCUUGGGUGGUGGUAGAGAAGCUAAAGAGCAUCCCCAGCCUCGCAUAUUCAAGGGAAUUCUGAAGAGCUACCAAAUGAAGGGAAUGAAACUGGCUGGCUAA
Macrobrachium nipponense is the source of this 1437-nucleotide messenger RNA. RefSeq names its product chromatin-remodeling ATPase INO80-like. The transcript is spliced from 9 exons. The record is from RefSeq and is a predicted model, not a curated record. Gene Ontology annotation, biological process: chromatin remodeling; DNA repair. Gene Ontology annotation, molecular function: ATP hydrolysis activity; DNA binding; histone binding. Gene Ontology annotation, cellular component: Ino80 complex. NCBI's taxonomy places the organism in Eukaryota, Metazoa, Arthropoda, Malacostraca, Decapoda, Palaemonidae. The coding region runs from base 1 to 1437 and encodes 478 amino acids.